Letharia columbiana is the source of this 624-nucleotide messenger RNA. RefSeq lists its product as uncharacterized. Gene Ontology annotation, molecular function: ubiquinone binding; heme binding. Gene Ontology annotation, cellular component: membrane; mitochondrial envelope. Gene Ontology annotation, biological process: tricarboxylic acid cycle; mitochondrial electron transport, succinate to ubiquinone. The coding region runs from base 1 to 624 and encodes 207 amino acids. The record is from RefSeq and is a predicted model, not a curated record. NCBI's taxonomy places the organism in Eukaryota, Fungi, Ascomycota, Lecanoromycetes, Lecanorales, Parmeliaceae. The transcript has 5 exons.
AUGGCGUCUAUUGUGCGGCCUUCGCUGCUUCGGCAAUCGGGUGUUGCGCCGGCGGCAGGUCGAGAUCUCCGGAAACGAGCCCCGCAGCCAUACGCUCUUUCCAAGCUCAAUAGCUCUAGCUUUCGCACCCAGUCCAUUGCGAGCCGCAUCUUGCCUCUGAGAUCCGAUGUACUGAGGGGCAUUCCGCCGAGUAUGCUCAGAGUUGCAGGCUUUCACGCCAGUGGACGAAGACCCAUCCUCCCUGCCGGCCCUCAGAUCAUUGAUGGGACUGCAAAUGAUCCAGCACCUAUACCCCAACCUUCGCCCACCCAUGGGAGCUACCACUGGGCUUUUGAGAGACUCAUAUCCGCUGCUCUAGUACCUUUGACAGUAGCUCCAUUCGCUGCUGGGACCCUUAACCCUGUCACGGAUGCAAUCCUCUGCGCCACCAUCCUCAUUCACUCUCAUAUUGGUUUUCAGUCCGUAAUCAUUGACUAUAUACCAUCGAAACGACUGCCGAAAACCAGAGCCUUGUUUUGGUGGGGUCUGCGUGCGGCAACUCUGACCGUGGCUGUGGGACUGUACGAGUUCGAGACGAAUGACGUAGGCUUGACUGAGGCGGUUAAGAGGAUAUGGAUCGCUUAG